UAACAUGCUCUAGAGAAAUGGCGACCCUGGAUGAUGGUUUGAUGGAAUCUUUAACAGUAGUCUGCUCUCCAACUACAAUUUAACUUUACACAAAGUGUAAAGUUGUACAAUUCCAUGAGACUUCAGUAAAGCUAUUUUGUGAAGAUUUUACGAUAUUUGUUGGUAUUGAAAAGCGUUUGAUCCCUAUCGCAAAAUCCUUUAGUUCUCUAUUUAUUGUUCCCAUAAAUUCGAAUGAGCUAAAAUACUGCAAUAGCUAUGCAGCUGAAAUUCUAGCAUGAAAGUUUGUUUAUGUAGUACUUGAUGGUAGGCACAGGACAACGGACAAUCAGUAAAAAAAAACGCUGCGGAUAGCUUAUCAAGAACAACAAUGCUACCAACUAAUUUAAGAGAAAAGCUGUUCCAGGUUCAAGAAGAAUUAGCAAGCAGUUUGAGAACAUUGGGGUUGGCAGAGCCAAAUGUACCCUUAGUGAUACCUUCACGCCAUGGAAGACAUUUUGAAGGAUUACGGUUGGAUGCUGGAGCUGAUUUGCUGAACCACUAUCAGUUUCAGUGGUGCAGGAUGAGGGAGGCAUCAGAUAUAAAUUACCAACUAGCAGAGCAAGCUGACAAAGCCAUUACUUCAAUAGAAAGUUACAUCAGCUGGCAACAUCAGUUAGUUUCAACAUUAACCAGCAACUUGAGUUCUGUUUCUUCAAUGGUAGUUCAGCUUCAGAAAAUAACUGAUUCUAUUGGUGUAACUGAAGCUACCUUGACCAAAACUGAGGAACAGUUAGCUUUGUUAGAAGACUUGGUUAAAGAUUCUCAAUUUGAUUCAGAAUUAAAAGACUGUGAAAAAAAAUUCAUUAUGCUGCAAGAUCAAAAAUUUGCUGAACUGGAGAAGUUAAAAAGUAAUUUAGUGGCACAACAUCUACAGAAAGUUAGAGAAUAUGAAUCGAAGCAAAUAUUCAAAGCCAAAGAAAGACAAGCUAUUUUUGAACAGGCUUUUGAAACAGAAAUCCGACAGUAUAAAGAGUCGGGAAUUAUUCCAAGAUUGAGUCAGGUAAAUCGCCAAACAGCUAGCCUUGAAGAAAUUGUUGUCGAGGACGACCCGUCUUCGUUAAAUGAGUUCCUAGAUGAGUAAACCGCAGAAAACAAAACAUGGUGUCCGAAAAUAUAAAUAAAUUUAAAUUGUCGUCUAUUUUACCAUCGCCAGGUGGAGAAACAAAUAAAAAAAAUAUAUAUAUAUAUAAAUCCCUUCAAUCUGUGAACAAAAGUUUAUCUUUAAAGAAAGGUAGAUGG
This is a messenger RNA of Daphnia magna, 1278 nucleotides long. RefSeq names its product dysbindin protein homolog (gene Dysb). Gene Ontology annotation, biological process: negative regulation of protein kinase activity. Gene Ontology annotation, cellular component: cytoplasm. The transcript is spliced from 6 exons. Bases 368 to 1120 code for a protein of 250 amino acids. Lineage: Eukaryota; Metazoa; Arthropoda; Branchiopoda; Diplostraca; Daphniidae. The record is from RefSeq and is a predicted model, not a curated record.